This is a messenger RNA of Penaeus vannamei (Pacific white shrimp), 1179 nucleotides long. Lineage: Eukaryota; Metazoa; Arthropoda; Malacostraca; Decapoda; Penaeidae. The record is from RefSeq and is a predicted model, not a curated record.
AUGCCCGCCACCACGCGCACGGGCACGUCGCGAGGCUCCCAGGGCACGGCUGACAAAAUACACAAAACUCCACACAACGAAAGCAACCAAAGGCAAGCCACGUGCAACCAAAAAGGCAAGCCACGGGCAACCAAGGCAAGCAACUGCAAAAAAAGGCAAGCCACGUGCAACCAAAAAGGCAGUCACGUGCAACCAAAGCAAGCCACGUGCAACCAAAGGCAAGCACGCACCAAAUGCAACCAAAGGCAAGCCACGUGCAAAACAAAGCAAGUCACGUGCAACCAAGGCAAGCCUCGUGGCAACAAUAGGCAGCCACGCAACCAAAAAAGGCAAGCCACGUGCAACCAAAGCAAGGCAAGCCACGUGCAACCCAAAGGCAAGCCACGUGCACCAAAAAGCAAGCCACGUGCAACCAAAGGCAAGCCACGUGCAACCAAAGGCAAGCCACGUGCAACCAAAGGCAAGCCACGUGCAACCAAAACCAGCAACAAAGGCAAGCCACGUGCAACCAAAGGCAAGCCACGUGCAACCCAACAACGAGCAACAAGCAAGCCACGUGCAACAAAAGGCAAGCCCACGUGCAACCAAAGGCAAGCCACGUGCAACCAAGCCACGUGCAACCAAAGGCAAGCCACGUGCAACCAAAAACGUGCAAGCCACGUGCAACAAAAGCAAGCCACGUGCAACAACAAGCCACGGCAAGCCAAAGGCAACCAAGGCAAGCCACGUGCAACCAAAGGCAAGCCACGUGCAACCAAGGCAAGCACGUGCAAUGCAGGCAAGCCACGUGCAACCAAACGUGGCAAGGCAAGCCACGACAACAAAGGCAAGCCACGUGCAACCAAGGGCAACCAAAGACAAGCCACGUGCAACCAACAAGUGCAACCACAGCAAGCUGCACGGCAAGCCAACCAAAGUGCAACCAAGGCAAGCCACGUGCAACGGCAAGCCACGUGCAACCAAAUGCAAGCCACGUGCAACCAAAAAGCAACCACGCAACGGCAAGCCACGUGCAACCAAAAGGCAAGCACGUGCAGUACCCUGAGCGAAGAGACUCGAAACCGCCCACAGAACCGCGUGGUACAGCUGCGACGAAAGCCCACGGGGUUGCACGACGGCGUCUCUCUCGUGCCUGGCGUCGCCCCUGCUUCGGAAUCGCGGUUAAAGUCAGCUGUUUGA